AUGGCGUCGCCGCCCCCCGUUGAAGACCAGGCCCGGCUGCUCGAAGAUGCGCUCGCCGUGGUGCGCCAGCAGACGAUGCUCAUGCGGCGGUGUCUCGAGACCCCCGGGAAGCUGAUGGAUGCGCUCAAGUGCAGCUCGACGCUCGUCUCCGAACUGCGCACAAGCAGCCUCGGCCCCAAGCAGUACUACGAGCUCUACAUGGCCGUCUUCGAUGCCCUGCGCCAUCUUGCUGUCUACCUCCGCGAGAACCACCCGGUCAACCACCUGGCCGACCUGUACGAGCUCGUCCAGUACGCCGGCAACAUCAUCCCCCGUCUGUACCUCAUGGUCACCGUGGGCACCGUCUACAUGGCCAUUGAGGAUGCGCCGGUCAAGGAGAUCAUGAAGGACAUGAUGGAGAUGAGCCGUGGCGUGCAGCACCCCAUCCGGGGCCUGUUCCUGCGCUACUACCUCGCCGGUCAGGCACGCGACCACCUCCCCGCGGGCGACAGCGAAGGGCCCGAGGGCAACCUGCAGGACUCGAUCAGCUUCAUUCUGACCAACUUUGUCGAGAUGAACAAGCUGUGGGUGCGAUUGCAACACCAGGGCCACUCGAGGGAGCGCGAGCAACGGACAAAGGAGCGCCAGGAGCUACAGCUCCUCGUGGGCAGCAAUCUGGUCAGGCUCAGCCAGCUCGUCGAUCUGGAAAACUACAAGAAGAUACUCAACCCCCUGCUUGAGCAAAUCGUACAGUGUCGAGACGUCCUGGCGCAAGAGUACCUCUUAGAAGGCAUGUCUCGGUCGAUGCGAUGCGCGCUUGAUGCCCAGCUAACACGAAACAGUCGUCACCCAGGUCUUCCCCGACGAGUUCCACCUGCACACGCUCGAUCAGUUCCUCUCCGCGGUCGCGAGACUCAACCCACACGUAAACGUCAAGAGCAUCGUUGUAGGACUGAUGGAUCGUCUAUCCUCGUAUGCACAACGCGAAGCCGAGUCAGAGAGCCCAGAGCAGCGCAAGAAGACUGAAGAGGAGUCCAUAGCGCAGCUGCUUGAGCGAUUGCGAUUAGCAAAGGAGAAGAGCACAGAGACAGAGGCCGCAUCUACACAACAAAACGGCGACCCUACCGAAGGUGCCGAGACACAACCGGGAGCAGACGAGACUUCGACCGCAUCUUCGACGACAGCCGUAUCCCUUGCAGACACCGAGACAGUCGAUUCAGAUGGUGCAAUUGAAAAGAGACGUGGCAUACCCAGCAAUGUAAAGCUCUUUGAGAUCUUCCACGAGCAAGUGCAGACACUCGUCAAGAUGCAACGGCUGGCCAUACAAGACGCCAUCGGGUUGUUGGUAUCGCUUGCAAACCUUGCUUUGUAUGUGAGAUAUGAACUGUGACAGAAAGCCUGCUAAUUCAGUCAGAAACAUAUACCCCGAACGCCUCGAUUACAUCGACCAGGUUCUGACAUUCGCAACCCAGAAAGUUACCGAGUACCAGAACAGCGCCGACCUGCACUCGCAGGCAACACAAAGCCAAAUCCUCAACCUACUUCUCUCUCCCAUCAAGACCUACGUUUCCCUCUUCACAGCGCUUGCUCUACCGAAUUACAUCCCUCUCCUACAUUCUCAACCGUACCCUACACGACGGGCAGUCGCAGGCGAGAUUGCAAGGAGCCUGAUGCGAAAUAAGACCCCGAUCACCUCUGUAGAAAAUCUUGAAAGCGUGCUGGAAAUAUUGAAGGUCCUCAUCCGCGAAGGCAUCCAACAAGCGCAAGGGUACCCUGGCGGCCCCAUCCAAAGAAGAGCACAAGAAACCGAAGAGACCAUAGAAGAGCAAGGCUGGCUGGCACGGAUUGUACAUCUGAUACAUGGAAAAGACAACGACACCCAGUUCAAGGUAGGUCCUGCAGAUUUGGUCUGGGAAAACAAGACGCUAACAAGCUUCAUAGCUUCUUCAAGCGGCUCGCAAAGCCUUCUCGGAAGGCAAUGAGCGCGUGAAGUAUACCACACCGGCCAUCAUUACAGCGUCUCUUAAACUUGCGAGGCAGUACAAGAAGCGCGAACAUUUCGACGACAACUGGCAAUCGCAGUCUUCAGCGCUCUACAAAUUCAUGCACAACACCCUCUCCACACUUUACAGCCGUGUCACAGGGUCUGCUGAUCUUUCGCUGCGCCUGUUCAUUGCGUGCGGACAAGUCGCGGAUCAGAACAACUUUGAAGAAGUCGCGUACGAAUACUUUGCGCAGGCAUUUACAAUCUACGAGGAAGCAAUCAGCGACUCGAGAGCGCAAUUCCAGGCCGUCUGCGUGGUAGCCAGUGGGUUGCACACCACACGAAACUUCGGCAAAGAGAACUACGAUACACUGAUUACGAAGUGCGCGCUGCAUGGCAGCAAGCUGCUGAAGAAGCCAGACCAGUGCCGUGCUGUCUACCUUGCCAGUCAUUUGUGGUGGGCGACAGAGCUUAGGGCGCUCGGAGAGGAGGAUCCCAAGAACGUAAGUCUUACGCAUGGUGUAGCAGAUAAGAUUGCAACUGACAUCGAUAGCUCUACCGUGAUGGCAAGCGCGUGUUGGAAUGCCUGCAGCGUGCGCUCCGUGUCGCUGAUGCAUGCAUGGAUGCGGCGGUGUCCGUGGAGCUCUUCGUUGAAAUUCUGAACCGCUACGUCUACUACUUCGAUCAGGAGAACGAUGCUGUAAGUCUCCCAUUUCCACGUUCUCAACAUUCUGCUAACCACGUACAGGUGACGACCAAGUACCUCAAUGGUCUCAUCGAGCUUAUCCACUCCAACCUCUCGUCGAACGAGAACGCAUCGAGCCUCGAGAACCCGAGGAAACACUUCCAGCGCACGCUCGAUUACAUAGCGAGUCGGGAGUACGAGGGUGUCAUAACAGCACCAAAGUAA
Ascochyta rabiei is the source of this 2873-nucleotide messenger RNA. Its product is annotated as retromer complex subunit Vps35, variant 2. The transcript has 2 exons. The record is from RefSeq and is a predicted model, not a curated record. Gene Ontology annotation, biological process: intracellular protein transport; retrograde transport, endosome to Golgi. Bases 1 to 1005 code for a protein of 334 amino acids. NCBI's taxonomy places the organism in Eukaryota, Fungi, Ascomycota, Dothideomycetes, Pleosporales, Didymellaceae. Gene Ontology annotation, cellular component: late endosome; retromer, cargo-selective complex; retromer complex.